Messenger RNA from Aplysia californica (California sea hare), 3916 nucleotides. RefSeq names its product glycoprotein 3-alpha-L-fucosyltransferase A. The coding region runs from base 1274 to 2689 and encodes 471 amino acids. The transcript is spliced from 5 exons. The record is from RefSeq and is a predicted model, not a curated record. Gene Ontology annotation, molecular function: alpha-(1->3)-fucosyltransferase activity. NCBI's taxonomy places the organism in Eukaryota, Metazoa, Mollusca, Gastropoda, Aplysiida, Aplysiidae. Gene Ontology annotation, cellular component: membrane.
CCUUGUACCUUGAAUAGAAGUAGAGAUACCUGCAAGAGAUUUCAGAGGUAAAAUAGGUGAAAACAUGAUUGCCAAUGUCUAAUGACAUAUAAAGCUUGAGAGUCACUGAAAACUGCAAAGUUAUACUUUCCAUGCCUUUAAUCAACAUUUUAGAUGAACAAAAAGAUGCUCAACCAAAAAGAAAAAAACCCACACAAAAAUGAGGUAGAAAUUUCAAAACGGGAGGAAAAAUAUCAGUUUCUUUCAUUUAUUAUUCUUGCGAGCGCCUGUUUCACCACGGUGCCUCCCAUUUUGUGUAAGCCGCAAGGGUUUUCUCGCAGUGCUUAUCGAUUUUUAGGCCCCGGCACGACCAAGUGACCACUGCCUGUAUCGACCACUCUUGUCGCGUCACUGACGCUUUAUACAUUACCAGGAGGUGUCACCUAUUGGUCAGUGUGGAUGAACUCAGUGUUGAGAGACACAGCGUAAAUGGACAUUAAGACAAGAUGACAUAGUGGUCAUUGAAGAGGGACACAGUGUAGAUAGAUAGUGCGCAAAUUGGCACAGUGAGAUAAGAAACAGUGGCAGAUGUGGAUGGACACAGUGAGAUGUAAGGGCACAGCGGUCAGUUCAGAUGGUCUCAGUUAGACAUGAUGUAGUGGUGAUCAGCUUGAAUGGACACAGUGAGACAUAUGACACAGUGAUCAGUGUAAAUGUGAUGACACAGUGGUCAGUGCAGAUGGAUACCAUGUAGAUGGACACAGUGAGACAUAAUGACACAGUUGUCAGUGCAGGUAGACACACUAUAGAUGGACACCGCGCAGUGGAACUAAAGUGAGAUGAUAAACCAGUGGUCAGUGUAGAUGGACAUAAUGAGAUAUGAUAGAUCAGUGGUGUGUGCAAAUGGACACAGAGAGACAUGAUGGUGCAGUGAUCAAUGUAGAUAGACACAGUGUAGAUGAACAUAGCCUCGAGGAACACAGUUUAAAUGGACACAGAGACACAUGAUGGACUACCGGUCAGUGUACAUGGACACAGGGCAAUGGGACAAAGUGAGGCACGAUGAUGCAGAGGUCAGUGUAGAUACACAUUGAGAGACAUAAUGUCAUAGCGGUCAGCGUAGAUGGACACAGCGUAGAAAGACGCAAUUGAGGCAUAAUGAAAAAGUUGUCAACAUGAUGCGAAAAAAACGUGCAAGGAUCACAAUAUACGUCUUUCAGUGCUCGUUUUACAUACUUCGUAAAGUGACUUGAUCUUCUGCGUGCGGGCUUCGACGUUCUACAUCCAAUUCACGAUGACACCCGUUCCGGACAAGUGGGCGUGGUCAACAGUUAGGAAAACUGUUCUCUUCUUAUUUCUGACCGCAACGCUGGUGCUUUUCACCUUCGACGCCUUCGUCACCAAUAGAAUGACCCCUCGCGUUGUCCACUCUUUUCUGUCCGGGGUCCUGGUGGGUCCUCCAGUGAAACAAAACACUCAGGUGUCACUUCUUGGGGAGUCCUCCAUGCUGGUCAGCCAAGACCUCAAGCAGACGAAUACAUCAGCGGCGUCCGAGUCUAUAGCUGCUAUGGCAACACGAUCCUCAUGGGUGGAAAAACUUUCACCUCAAGCGAGAAAAUUCGCCGAAGACGAGUUAAGAAAACUAGGGUUUGAAUCAACUGAGGGGCAUGAGUUCAAAUCCCCGUUUAUCAUCACGCCAGUGAUUUACUCCAAUCUCACAACACCAAAAGCCGCCAUCUCGGGGAACAAAAGUAGGUCAACGAAAACCAUCUCUUGUUUUAACUGUCUGAAGUGGUUCACGACGACGGAUCUGAAUUUGUUAAAUAGAGAUUUCACCCGUUGUCCGUACAGUGAGUGCAAGUUUUAUUCCAAAUGGAGAGGUUCUGCAGACAUGGUGAUCAUAUUUCCGGAAUCCCACGGGGUGUUGCCAAAGUCUGUACGACGCCCGGGCCAGAUCUGGACGAAGGCUUUCUGGGAAUCUCCUGCCCAUUACGGGUAUCCACGAAACUACCAGCCCUGGAGAAAUGUGUUCAACUGGACGUUCACGUACCGCACCGACUCAGACAUUUUUGCGCCAAGCAAUCGCCUCAUCUGGCGCCAUAGGAGUCUGCUGCUCUCAGAUCGUGAAUAUCUGGACAUCGCAAAACAGAAAACGCGCACGGCGGCCUGGUGGGUGAGUAACUGCCCUACUGUGAGUCGGAGGAAGGCUUUUGUUCAGGAGAUGAAGAAAUACAUAGACGUUGACAUCUACGGCCACUGUGGUUCUCUCAAAUGUGCGCGUAAGGACUACGUGCAGUGUGAGAGAAAGCUAACCACGACAUACAAAUUCUACCUGAGUUUCGAGAACUCACUUUGCAAGGACUACGUCACGGAAAAAUUCUUCCGAAGUUUCCAGUAUCGAUCUCACAUUAUACCUGUGGUCCGAGGGGGGCUCGAUUACGACCGUUUCUUCCCCAAAGACAUUCUGGUCAACGCUGCUCAUUUCAAAAACGCCAAAGAGCUCGCCCUUUACUUGAAGGAGCUGGGUUCGGAUACUCAGAGGUACGCCGCAAUGCUAAAGGAGAAGGACAGGCUGGUGAGUUGGGGGAGGAAGUACGACUGGUGCGACAUCUGUGAAAAACUGCACACCAACCAGCAGGUCAAGACGAUACCGGAUAUCAAGAGGUGGUCACAUCACGAAACCUGCUACAAGCCCAACGACAUCACGUGAUUCUUUGAUGACGACACGUUCUUUGGUUGGAUUGGGUCAAAAGGAUCCUGAAAAAGCAUGCCAUAUCAAUUAUAAACGCCACACACUUAGCACGUGACCUAAACCUGCACAUAUCCUCGACAUAAUAAGGAUACCAGAGGUAGGAAAAAGUGUUAUAUAAAAGUUAACGUAUUCGGGGGGGGGGGGUGGACAAGAAUCUGUAGUGUAAUUGUUUUGCGCUGUCACGAACAGACAACCUUGACUGAGAGGAGUAUUAUAACAUCCUAGCAGAAAGACAGGUAGAUGACAGAUGAAAAAUCUCCCCACUCGAGAAUAGCGCUGGGGUUUCCUGUGAGCAGCGACGAAGUGCCUAACCGCUACAAAAAAAAUCAGACGCUGGUUCAAAAUGUUUCACUGCGGAAUAUAUUAUUUUAUACUAGCUUGGCCCCCCUUUCGAUGAAAGGAAUGAUCACUGCAUUAGGAUAGACUGAAAGUCAUUGGCCUACUAUAGUUAUACUCUACUGGAAUGGAACAAUAAAUCCUGAUAGGUGCAAAAAAUUAGGUUCAGAUAUAGAUCUAGUGAUGUAUAGAUGAAUUCUUUAUUCCGCUUUCGUGGUUGUACACUCCAGAAUUUCAAAGGAGAGGAAAAAGUGUGAAGGCUAUUGAACGGAAACUUCGGUGGUUGACAAUGGCGUCUUAGAAAACGUACUUUCCCAAGAUUAGAUCUACGAAACUAAUGAAAAACUGAAAAUUAAGCUAUUGUAACUUCAGGCGUCUCAAUAGAACUGUGCACCCUUUAAAUGAUUCUGAACCAACAUUAAUUUUGUCAAAUCUGAAUUUUUAGGCUGCCAAAGUGACGAACUUUCACAAAUAUAAUAUGACGUCUCAGUCCUCGUUAUCUGUUCAAGUCAUCGGGGAACACUAUCGUCACUUUAAAAAAAAAUGCAUAGUUCGUUUUUACCCAUUUUGAGAAAACGAGAAAAAAAAAUUUGUGUUCUUUCGAACAACUGACUCUUGUAAACGCUAGAAUUCUAGUGUAGGCCUACUCAGUAGAUUUUGGAUUAUUCUUUUUGUACAAGUAAACUAUAUUACAAAGCUGGCUUUUCUCUUCUUUUCAGAACCGAAAACAUCAGACCGGCCAAAAAUGACUCUGGCUAUAAUCUUAUGAGCGUAACGUUAUGAUUUAAGUUCCACUUCCGAUAGGACGGACAUCACAGAAUGGAAGACAAUAAAAAAAGCUACUAAAAA